CUGAAAGUCUGAAAUUUGACAUUUCCAAUUUGUAUGUGAUCAGUGAGCAAGGGGAAGUAUAGCUAUUGCAUAAGAACUAUUCUAACUAUUCUUUUUGAGUUGCUUUAAAAUGUUGAAGCCUACCAAUGUUUCCGGCUACUUCAGAACAGUAAGCCAAGUUGUAAGUAACCAGCUGAACACAGGAAAACAAAUUGCAAUCUUACCAAAGAAGACUACUGUAUAUAUCCCAUUUUCUCCAACUAUUCCUUCAGCCCUUCCUAACGGAAAUUUAAGUAUAACAUCUGGUCUGACUGUUUCCACUCAAAUAAGAUGGGCACAUACUGACAUAACAAUUCCUGACUGGACGAACUAUCGCAAGGAUAGCACCAAGAACCCAGAGGCCAAAUCAUCUAAUUCCGAAGAUUCAAGAAAAAAUUUCACAUAUUUGAUGGCUGGUGCUUUGAGUGUUGGUUCUGCUUAUGGAGCUAAAUCUGUUGUCACUCAUUUUGUUAGUUCCAUGAGUGCAUCUGCUGAUGUUUUGGCCUUGGCUAAAAUUGAGAUUAAGCUAGCCACCAUUCCUGAAGGCAAAUCAGUUACUUUCAAAUGGAGAGGUAAACCACUUUUCAUCAGGCAUAGAACAUCUUCAGAAAUUCAGUCGGAACAGUCAGUUGCAGUUUCUUCCCUUCGUGAUCCUCAACAUGAUAACGAAAGAGUCCAAAACCCAGAGUGGCUUGUUGUUUUAGGUGUGUGCACUCAUCUGGGAUGUGUGCCUAUAGCUAAUGCUGGUGAUUUUGGAGGGUACUACUGCCCUUGCCAUGGAUCACACUACGAUGCAUCUGGACGUAUUCGCAAAGGUCCAGCCCCCCUUAAUCUGGAAGUACCAGAGUAUUCCUUCCCUAGUGAAGAUCUACUUGUUGUCGGUUAAACAUUUUAAAUCAAAUGCCAAGUUGAAUUUGAUAAGCAGUUGUGUGAAGAGUAAAUCAAAUAAAACUUAAUUUAUUGGUUUUGA
Molecule: messenger RNA, 988 nt
Organism: Leptinotarsa decemlineata (Colorado potato beetle)
Lineage: Eukaryota; Metazoa; Arthropoda; Insecta; Coleoptera; Chrysomelidae
Product: cytochrome b-c1 complex subunit Rieske, mitochondrial
Cellular component (GO): membrane
Molecular function (GO): quinol-cytochrome-c reductase activity; 2 iron, 2 sulfur cluster binding
Source: RefSeq, a predicted model, not a curated record